Molecule: messenger RNA, 5507 nt
Organism: Paramuricea clavata
Lineage: Eukaryota; Metazoa; Cnidaria; Anthozoa; Malacalcyonacea; Plexauridae
Source: the annotation of a GenBank genome assembly
AUGGAUGUGAAGAUAAUCGCUUGCAUGCUUUUGUUUCUUGGAAUUAUAGAGGCUGCUGGUAAGCUAUAUUUUAAAUUCAAAUUUUAGUCUUACGUCGUGGUCAAACGAGAACGUAGUCACGUCACCGCAAGUCAUAUAGUUCAUUUUAUUAUAGCCUAUCAUCACUGAAAAGCCCUUUUUGGGGCAUGUUCAAUUAAUUUUCAUUUCCGAUUUUCAUUUCAUCGCAACUUCUGCGGCAUGGAAAACAUUAAGUUGCUCGAUCUGCUUGUGACAAAUCUGUUGAGAUCACAACCUAGCUUGUAGUAAGUAUGCUGCUCCUGUGACAUCUUGUGAACAGGUUUGAAACAAGCAGUGGGUUGGGUACAUAAUUGUAUUUUAUGAUUCGCUGUAUUCUGUCAAAGAUAUCUUCAAUCAUUCUUUUCCACAUUUUUUCCAGACAAAUGUAACACACCAAUAGAAAUUGCUGCAGUGGUUGACGUCUCUGAUAAUUUAUCACCCAGCAAUUUACCUGAUGUACAGAACUUCUUGAAAAGAGUAGCCAAUAUUUUUCACGUAUCAUCACAUGCAAGUCACAUGUCAGUUAUCUUGGCGGGAACACAAGUCCGUGUCGCAAUUGGCUUACAAGACACAGGUGCAAAUAGAAAUAAGUUUCCUAAAGCUGUGGACAAAUCUGUAAAACCAUUAGGAGGAGCUUGGAGCUUGGAUAGAGGUCUUAAACUGGUAAAGGAAGAUGUUUUCACUACCGAAAGUGGCGUACGGGAUUUUCUUCCGAAGGUUGUGUUCAUCAUUACGAAUGGAAAACAGAGCAACGGGGACAGUGAUGUUUUAGAGAGCAGAGCGAAGGAUCUUCAUGAUAUGGGCGUAUACGUGUAUGCUGUUGGUAUCGGUGAUGGGGUUUCACGUGAUGAGCUCGUGCUCAUGGUAAAGAAUGCGAGUGAACAACUCUAUCAGGUUGAUGGUUUUAAAGAUUUGGAUGGCUUGGCUGUAAAGAUUUCAAAUGACAUUUGCCAAAGAAAUUAUAUUGGUAAUAAAUACGAUUUAGUUGUAUAAGAAUUUUGUUCGUAUGCGUGUUUUCAUAAUUUGAGGCUAAGGCCAGGGUCAAACGUCGAACUUUUCAUGUGCCGAACUGACCUAAUGUUAGUGAGCUAAGUUCUUUGUUUCACUUCAUUUGCAUUAGCUUCGGCACAUGAAAAGUUCGACGUUUGACCGUGGCCUAAGAUUAAGCCAUUUCUAGAGCGCAAAUUUACGCGGUGUGGAUAUGAUCAAAUUCGCUUUAAACCAAGUAUUACACUUACCUAAUUACAUACUUGACCUAUAGACUAUUUUAUUUUUACAACAAUUGUGAUAUUACUUUCUUAACUGAGUUUAUCCUAAACCACGCUGUCAACUUUCCCUGUGGGAGGAAACCGGAGCACCCAGAGAAAACCCACGACUUUCGGCAGAGCGUUCACUCUUUUCACACCGGAGACCGUAGCGAGAAUCAAGAAACUUAGUUGAUGUCAUGAAAAGAACAAAAGUUCCUUUCAAGGAAGCAACAUUGUUUCCGAACAAUUUUAGAAACAGCUUUAUUUGUUUCCGUGUAAUUGUUAAACAACCACUGUUCCCCUGUACCACCACUGGUUUGCCCAGGGUUUAAACACGGUUUUUGUAUUUAUCUCUAUAGAUUCCUUAGCUGUUUGCAAAACUAAAGUGGAUGUUGGUUUCAUUGUGGACUCCUCAGGAAGUAUAAGCCGUACAGGAUAUUUAAAUAUUAAGAACUUUAUGAAAAGUAUUGCUGUAUACAUGGGAUUCAAACCUAAUAGAACUCAUGUUGGUGUAGUGUUAUACAGUAAGACAGCUGAAAUGUAUAGUAGGUUUGGUUCACAACAUACUAUGAGGAAAUUAUUUCGUAUCUUGUUAAAAAUGCCACAUCUUCAAGAUGUGACCCGUAUCGACCUGGGUCUUCAUAUUGCCGAUACUCAGCUAUUUACCACGGAAGCUGGUAUGCGUGAGGAUGUUAAGAAGAUAGCAAUAUUGUUUACUGAUGGGGAACAAACAACGGACGGUGUAACUGACUUGAUUCCACUCAAAGAAGCAGCGAACAAAUUGAAAGAGCGAGGCAUUGUUGUAUUUGCUGUUGGUAUUGGAAUGGGAGCAAGAAGAGGUCAACUUUUGGAAAUUGCGGGUAGCGGAGAAUAUGUGAUUAUGUUGGAGUCUUUCACUGAAUUGCAACAAAGUGCAAUUAAAAUAGCAACUUCCACUUGCCAACAAGUUGAAGGUAAGUCUAAUUUUGCCUAUUCCUGCUGUACUUCAAAUGAAGUUCGAAUUCUAUCCAUCUGACCAUCUCCCGUUGUUGUUGGUUCUUACGUAUUUCUUGUUGGUGGUACCGGUAAACAAAGGACAUAUUCGGCGCACACUAGAGCUGUUUCCGCAGCAGAAUUCACGUGCCAUUUGUGGCCUGCAAAAUCUUUAUCACUUAUUUACUGAGACCGAGGGAAACAGUGUGUUUUGUGGACCCGAGACCGUCGUUGUCGAGUCGAGGGGCCACAAAACACACUGCUUUCCCAAGGUCUCAGUAAAUAAGUGUUUUGUUAUAUAGUAUAUAAGUGUCAAAGUAUGAAUAAUUCGCCGGUGAUUGGAGUGAACUUAAAAGUUUGAAACCAAAACUGGAUAAAUGUAACGCCGUAAAUGUUUAGAAAAAAGUUUUAAAAAUUAACUUUGGGACUUCAUAGUUGACACGCAUGCGUAUUGCACCCAUUUUAUUAUUGACCGGUCAAUAAAUGUUUGAUUGCGGACCGGUUGCCGAACAUGACGUUUUGUGGAGUGGCACGUGACACGGUUUUGACCAAUUGGCAAACAGAAAAAUUGAACUUUGACACUAACUAUAUAACAAUCAAGUAUGUUAUCUGUUUUGCGGCGAAUUUUGUCACGAACCAAUAUAGCAUUGUUGAUUUACCCGAAAUAUUCGCUCAACAGAGUCAACUCUGUGAUUUUUGAUUUUCAUCAACUCUAAUUACAGUGGAAGCUCGCUUUACGGCCACCUCAUUAAUACGGUCACCUCCGGUUAUUCGCAUGGCCAUUUUCUGGCCCGGCAAAACUGUCAUACAUUUUCUUGUAAAAAUACCGAGUUAAUUCGGUCACCCGUUAAUAUGGCCAACUUUUGUGGCCCGUUGGUGGCCGUGAUUCCCCAUGAGCGUAUGGUCAUUUCAGGCUCAUCAAUUGUCAUUCAUGCAUUUAAGAUUAACAAAGAAUACGAUCGUUUUCGUCUAGACGAAUCGGAAUCGAAGUAAUUUGUGUCCGUGUUGUCUAAGAUAUACAAGCACUCAUACAACAUGGCUGCUGCAUGUAUUACAUACAUAUUCAUUUACUAGAUGCUUCAUUUUUCUUUAGGUCGACCUGUGAUUAAUUUCACUCGAUCAGUUUACGAUGUGAAUGAAGACAGGAAAGCAGUUGUUGGUAUAUAUGUUACACAGAAUAAGGUGAUUGCUCCUCUCACAGUUAGGUGCGUUAUUUUUCUCAUUUUUCUCAACUAUAUGUUUAGUGAACUCUGCCAAAGAUUGAGAAUUCUAGUUUACACAGCACCAUCAAAGUUUCUGUGAUCUCAGUAGGAAUUUUGCAUGGGUAAAUUCUUGAAGGAUUUGUAAGGAAUGUUUGAAGGAACUGAAUCAGUGUUUAACAGUGGGUCAGUUCUCUCAAACAUUUCUUACAAAUCCUUCAAAACUUAUAGAAUUUACCUUUGCAAAAUUCCUACUGUGAUCACAGAAACUUUGACAGUGUAAACCAGCCUUUAGUCAAUCUAAGCGAAGUUGAACAUGACUAGUCUCAUGCAAUGGUCAAUACGGCGGUGGUACCAUUGUCAGUUGGAAUUGACAUUGAAAUUCAACUGCAAUAAAAAAAUUUUAUUAUUAUAUUUAGUAUUAUUAUUUAUAUAUUAUUAGCAAUUAGUUAUUAUUGUAUAUACAAUAACUAAAAAAUUGCUAAUAUUUCUUGGACGGUGUAAUUCGUUCGGUUCGUGGGGUUUAGUUUCGCGCGAAUUUUGUGGCUUCUCGUGGUUGCGGUUAGUUCUUCUCCCGAUCAUGUUAAAGGUCGGCAAGAACCUCUAACAAAGGAUGACGUCAAAUAUAGUUAUUGUUAUAUUAACUGUAAACAUUUGUCAAGCAUGCAUUUAUUAUCUAAAACAAGCUUUUUCAAAACAAAAGAACAAUUUUUGAAUUUAUUUAGUAUCCAUGCAAGCCCAGCUACAGCAGGCAAUGGUGAUUUCUUCGCCACCGUUAAGAACGUGACAUUCCAGCUGGGGGAGACUCGAAAACAAAUCGAAAUUGAGGUGGUAGACGACCGGUGGGUCGAACCUACAGAGAGUUUUGUUUUAUCGUUGGCAUCUUCGUCCCCGGCGAUAUUGGGAGAACCUUCUUCAGUGAAUAUCAUUGAUAAUGAUGGUAAAUACUUUAAUUUAAGCUUUUCUGAUGUGUUAAUACGGUUUCGUGACAAUAAGUGAGUCAUCAUUAUCAAGAUUUUAGAUAGGUAUGCAAUCAUUCUUUGGUUAUAAAAAGAACAUGCUUUGAAAACUUUUAUCCAAGAUUUGAGUUAUCGAUCAAAAACCCAACACAUAAAAUCAUUGUCAAACGUAUUAACAGAUUAUCACCACUUUAUGUCUUGCGGUGUUGCACAUGUCCAUGCACUGGCUUCAUAUAGAGACCUUGACAUGUAGGACGGCAAAGCGACGACGACGGCCAAAACAAAUUUACCCAAAUAAAUGAUUGUAAAGAAAUCUUAUCGUAUAUUAUCAAUUGUAUGAACUUAGUACAGCUUGAUUAAGAGAUGAAAACAGAGGCUUUCUAUUGAGUAGAGUUCCACAUUAGUAUAUACCGAACCAAUUUUCUAAAUAUCCACUUCUUAUGCAAAAAAUAUGGUUUACCGGUUGUAUACAGAUCGUGGUCGACGUAUUAAUCUCUUGUGGGAUUUUAAUUAGUCAUUUCAUUUCUUAAAUAUUAUUAAUUUCAUUGUAUUGCUACCAGGUGAUCUCGUGUUCGUAUUUUAGCCAAUCAGCACUCAGAAAGGGUUGUCCGAAUAGAAAUCCAUUUUGAUGUAUUCAGUCAAUUAUAUCUUUCGUUAUUCUUUAUGAAACUAGUUGAAAUUUUGUAAUUAUGUUUGGUUGUGAGAACUAUACUCUGACAAAAAUAUGGAAUCGAAAUAAAGUAUAUUACAGGAGAUAUUCAGUUGUUUUAAUCAUAAAAUGGAUUUCUAUUUGACAACUAGUGCCAGUACUUUUCCGCGUAUCAAGAUUAUCUGGUAGCCGUCGUCGUCACGUUGCCGUCCCAGAUCUUAAGGUCUCUAUACUGUCCACGUUAGGUGUACCAGCUCAUUGUAGAAGAUAUUCUGCCAGCUUUUGAUUUUCUGUUUGUCUUUUCUUCAUUUGAAGUCGUCAUUAAUUUCACUCGAUCUGUUUACAACGUGAAGGAAAAUGAAGGAAAUGCGAAAGUUGGAAUUUCAGUAACAGAUGGUGCGGUGUCUAAACCAGUGACUGUAAG